CACUAUUUAUCUUCCUCUCAUUUGUCCUCUGGUUGAGUGAAGAAGAAAGAAAUUUGUCUACUUUUGGGUGCUUUGACAUUCAGGGUCUAUACCAUUAUUUGUACUACCACAAGUCUCAUGCCAACCUUUUCCUUCUUCCAUUUUCAGAACCCACGAGCUGGUUUUACUUCUUUUCACGAAAAGCUAAAGCUCCUCCUCCAUUGCUAAAGCUUCAAAAUUUACAGCCGAAAGACUCUUUGGUCAAAAGGGUCUUCUUUUCUGAGUCCUGUUUUUGUGGGUUUCUUGACCCAUUUCACCUCUCUGCUUUGUUCAGACUCUGUGGUUACUACUUACUAGUACUACUUCCUGGAAGCUCUGGUUUUUCUGAAAUGCUAGCGGACAAGUUCAAGUCUUGGAGUCUAAUUGGAGGCAUUUGAGGACUAUUUGGUCUCAUUUUGACUUGUGGGUCGUUUUCUUCCAUCAUAUUACUCCUCUGGCUUUUCUGGACUGUAAAUGAGAUGGGGUUUGAGGUGAAUGGUGAUGGUAAAAUGCUGGGAUUAUUGAGAGUGAAUCCAAGGCACAAGCGUUCGAAAAGCUUUCCUGAUAAGAAAAGAGUGCAGGAAGAUGACUUGGAUAGUUCUCAUGAAGCAUCAGACCGUGUAAAGCUGGAUUCGGCACAGUUCAAGGGCCGUGUUAGAACCAAGAAGAAACAAUCUCCUACCAUGGAAGUUCACAAUUCUUUGAAACAAGAGAUUCUACAGCUUGAAAAUAGAUUACAAAAUCAAUUUCAGGUCCGCCAUGCUUUAGAGAAUGCAUUGGGUUAUAAGUCUUCCAUCCAUAACAAUACUGUCAACACAAAUGAAACUGCAAUUCCUAAGCCAGCUACAGAAUUGAUUAAGGAGAUUGCAGUGUUAGAAUUGGAAGUUGGGCAUUUGGAACAGUAUCUUCUCUCCUUGUACCGGAAAGCAUUUGAUGGACAAUUGUCCUGUGUUUCCCCAGGCAAAAAGGAUGAAAAACUAAACUCACCUGCAACAACCCCAAGAAGCAACUUGCUGAAAGUUUUUGAACCUGACAUGGCAUUGAAGAGGGAAGAUUUAGCAGUUCAAUCUGGUAGUCAGUCGCUUGUAAAUUCAUGGAAGGAAUAUGUUGGAGAAGAAGAGAGGCCAUUAGAUUCUAGUGUUAACCGUUGCCACUCCUCACUUUCGCAACAUUCUGCAUUCGUAACUAGAACCUCUCCUCCAGAAGAGUCAUUGGCGAAAGCUUUGCGUGCCUGUCAUUCUCAACCAUUGUCCAUGAUGGAGUAUGCUCAGAAUACUUCAUCAAAUGUAAUUAGUCUGGCAGAGCAUCUCGGUACACGCAUUUCCGAUCAUAUUCAAGAGACGCCUAACAAGCUUUCGGAGGACAUGAUCAAGUGCAUGUCCACUAUAUAUUGCAAGCUUGCGGAACCCCCCUUGACACAGAAUGGACUUUCAUCUCCCAAUUCAUCUCUGUCAUCAACGAGUGCCUUUUCUCCACACGAACAGAGUGAAAUGUGGAGUCCGCAGUUCAAAAAUAAUUUAUCUUUUGAUGUACGACUGGAUAAUCCGUUUCUGGUGGAAGGACUUAAGGAAUUUAGUGGGCCAUACAGCACAAUGGUUGAAGUGCCAUGGAUAUAUAGAGAUACUAAAAAAUUAGGUGAUAUUGAACACUUGCUACAACAUUUCAGGUCACUUAUCAGUCGUUUAGAGGAAGUAGAUCCUAGAAAGUUGAAUAAUGAUGAUAAAUUAGCGUUCUGGAUUAAUGUACACAAUACUUUGGUCAUGCAUGCAUAUUUGGCUUAUGGGGUUCCACAGAACAAUGUAAAGAGGGUAUAUUUACUUUUGAAGGCUGCAUAUAACAUAGGUGGCCACACAAUCAGCGCAGAUACAAUGCAGAGCUCUAUUCUUGGAUGCCGAAUGUCUCGUCCAGGACAGUGGCUCCGCUUGUUACUUACUCCGAGGAACAAGUUCAAGACUGGAGAUGAACGCCAGGCCUAUGCAAUUGACCAUCCAGAACCCCUUCUACAUUUUGCACUUUGUUCAGGAAGCCAUUCUGAUCCUGCGGUUCGUGUAUAUACACCAAAGAGAUUAUCUCAGGAGCUGGAAGCUGCAAAAGAGGAGUAUGUUCGAGCUACCUUUGGUGUGCGCAAGGACCACAAAAUUCUUCUGCCAAAGAUUGUCGAAUCAUUUGCAAAGAGCUCAGAUUUGUGUCCUGGCGGUGUUUUGGAGAUGAUACAACGGUCAUUGCCUGAAUCUCUGAGGAAGAGUGUUAAGAAAUGCCAGCAGGCUGGGAAAUCACGGAAGAGCAUAAUCGAGUGGAUUCCUCACAAUUUCACUUUCCGGUAUCUAAUUUCUAAAGAGCUUGUGAAGUGAAUGCUUGCAUGAUGAGGGUUGCUGUUUGAUACAUGCCAUCGUUAAAAAGGUUUUUGUGGUAGAAGAUUUCACUCAUGUAGCUCAUCUUCUGUAUAAAUUAGUUAUUAGUAUAUGAACCAGAGAAGAAAAGGAAAAAAAAAAAAGUGAGAGCCGGAGGAAGGGAAUGGUGCAACCUGCAGCAUAUUGUAUCUGCAUUAUUAAGCUAUUGCAAAGAAUCUGCAAGACUGUAACCUUGUGAAUGUAAUGAAAUGGCUCAUUUGGCCUUGUAAA
This is a messenger RNA of Rosa chinensis, 2639 nucleotides long. RefSeq lists its product as uncharacterized. Lineage: Eukaryota; Viridiplantae; Streptophyta; Magnoliopsida; Rosales; Rosaceae. The record is from RefSeq and is a predicted model, not a curated record. The transcript has 12 exons. The coding region runs from base 498 to 2369 and encodes 623 amino acids.